AUGAUGUUUCGUAUCAAAAUUUUGCAUAAUGUAUGUCUGGAAUGGAUGAACACGCUAACGCUACUCCCAUGUACAUACACACCGCAAAGAAAAUUGCCUAUAAGGAAUCAAGGGGCGUUCAAAUUUUCCGAGAUGAAACAAGCUGAGACUUUGGAAGCGCAUCAUACUCCUGUGAAGGUUGUAUUUGCUACUCACCAAGUUGUGCUAAUAUUUAUUGGUUUAAAGCCGCCAUACCUCAAAAAUGGCGAAUUUGGGAAAAUACAUGAGGAGGGUCGAUUACAAGUAUGCGCUAGCAUGGCUGAAAAUAUCACUCACGGUAACACAUUUAUCCGUUCGGCUUCGGCUCAAGGGCUUGCUGGACUCUUCACUUGGGCUGCCCUUCUUAUUACCAGUCAUCAGAUUUAUCAACACCUUCGGUGGUAUUCUUGCCCAACCGAACAAAGAUGGAUUGUUCGCAUCCUUUUCAUCGUGCCAAUUUACGCGUUCGAUUCAUGGCUGAGUCUCAUAUUCUUCUCCGACAACGUGUACAUUUAUUUCAAUUCUAUUAGGGACUGUUACGAAGCUUUCGUAAUCUACUCGUUCUUGUCGCUGUGCUAUGAGUAUCUCGGUGGCGAAAGUAACAUCAUGGCAGAAAUCAGAGGAAAACCUAUUAAACCUACAAACUACUAUACAUGUACCUGUUGUCUCGCUGGCAAACAAUAUACGAUCGAAUUUCUUCGUUUUUGUAAGCAGGCUACUCUUCAAUUCUGCUUCAUCAAACCUGUUAUGGCAGUGAUCACCUUGUUCUUAGUGGCAAUGGGGAAAUAUGAGGACGGAAAUUGGAGUGCGGACCAAGGCUAUUUGUAUAUUACGCUUGUGUACAACGUUUCCAUUUCUCUUGCGCUCUACGGAUUGUUCCUUUUCUACACAGCAACCCGUGAACUUCUUUGCCCAUACAGCCCAGUCUUGAAGUUCCUUACGGUCAAAAGUGUUAUUUUCCUCUCCUUCUGGCAAGGAUUCCUCAUCGCCAUUCUUGGUGCUACAUCUGCUAUCGACCCUGUUGUGGAUGCUAAUGGAAACGUUGUCAUCGGAAAAGGAACUGUGGCUGCAGGUUACCAGAAUUUCCUCAUCUGCAUUGAAAUGUUCUUCGCCGCGAUCGCUCUGAAGUUUGCAUUCGGUGUUUCUGCAUACGCAGAUGCACAUUCAGUAAACCAUUCGAAUGAUGGACGUCCAGUUACACUCCAGUCGAUUAGUUCGUCCUUGAAGGAAACAAUGAAUCCUAAGGACAUCAUGCAAGAUGCCAUACAUAAUUUCCAUCCUCAAUAUCAGCAAUAUACACAGCAUUCCAAUCCGCAGCGCUCGGUCAGUGGUAACCUGCAAUCAGGGACCUUCAAGCAGCGGCAAGAUGCAGAAAGUGAACGAGGCGAACGUCCCUGGUCCAGAGGAGACUACCUUCCAGUUAGAACCACAGCGUACGACUAUGGAUCAGUGGCCCUCCAUGCCGCUUCACCAGCGGUCCGGCUACAAUCCGCUGCUUUGAAUAAUCAACCACUUCUUGACCUGUAG
Necator americanus (New World hookworm) is the source of this 1545-nucleotide messenger RNA. RefSeq lists its product as uncharacterized. Gene Ontology annotation, cellular component: membrane. Lineage: Eukaryota; Metazoa; Nematoda; Chromadorea; Rhabditida; Ancylostomatidae. Gene Ontology annotation, biological process: transport. The record is from RefSeq and is a predicted model, not a curated record. Gene Ontology annotation, molecular function: transporter activity. Bases 1 to 1545 code for a protein of 514 amino acids. The transcript is spliced from 13 exons.